Colletes gigas is the source of this 1895-nucleotide messenger RNA. RefSeq lists its product as uncharacterized. Gene Ontology annotation, molecular function: kinase binding; ubiquitin binding; molecular adaptor activity. Bases 166 to 1782 code for a protein of 538 amino acids. The record is from RefSeq and is a predicted model, not a curated record. Gene Ontology annotation, biological process: negative regulation of organ growth; cell migration; regulation of DNA-templated transcription. Gene Ontology annotation, cellular component: cytoplasm. The transcript has 11 exons. Lineage: Eukaryota; Metazoa; Arthropoda; Insecta; Hymenoptera; Colletidae.
UGCAUGACAUUUUGACGCGUAUUAAGUAACGAAUGGAAUAAUUUCUCAUUAAAAUGGAUAAUUCUACGAAAUACGUAAUAUUUUGUAAUUAGAUUGUAUCAUGAUCAGUAAAUACGUAACAUUAGCUGUGAAGGAGCUUACUUUGAGUUAUCAAAAUUCGCAAAGAUGGCUGAAGAAAGUGACAGGAUUCAACUGCCACCCGGUUGGGAAUGCAGAUAUGAUACUCGAAGUGGACGUCCAUAUUUCAUAAAUCAUUUUAAUCGAACAACAACAUGGGAAGAUCCAAGAGUAAGGUACUGGCAGUAUUCUCAGUAUGUACAAUCACAAAACUCAAUAGCACUGAGUUCUGCUACUACUUCCCAAGAUAUACCUAUGCAGUCCGGAGGAAAUGGAGGUGGUGGACAUUUAGGUUAUACAGGGGCUCACAGAGCACCGCAAAUUUAUCCAACACCGUCUCCCUAUCUUAAUCCGCAAUUUGCGUUUUUACCUCCUAGUUUACAGGAGCUGAAAACUCCCUUAUCACUGAAAUCAGUUAGUGCAAUGACAAACAGAUUUGGGGAUAUGACGUUAAGAUCACCAACACCAAUAAAGAACAUGGAGACAAGUUUAACACAGAAUUCAGAUUCUGAGCUACAAGUUGCUAAAAUCAAUGCCAUGUUUCCAACAGUCUCUGACAUCCACAUUCGAUUUCUUUUAAGAAAAUACCAUAACAGAGCAGCUUUGGUUGUCAGCGCUCUCCAAGUGGAAAAGAAUCCCCUCUGUGCUCCUGGACCAUGCACAGCUGUGGGGGUGCAUUCAAACUAUGCAAUACCAAGAUGGCGAUUACCGGCUCAUGCCAUACAUGCAGCUCUAACAUUGAGUCCACCACGAGGGGUCCGGCCAGCCCCUAACUCCCCAAAAAUGAAACUUAGGUACCUGAAAAAUGUAUUUCCAAAAGUGGAAGAGACUAUGUUACUUGAUAUUUUGGAACAAAGUGAUAACAAUGUUCAGAAAGCUUCUGAAAAACUGAUUGAUUUAGGCUAUGAAAAGCGAAACCCUACAGCUCCUAAAUCAUUAGCAAAGAGAAGAGAAGAGGAACAAGCAAAGAAUGAACAAACUGCACCUACACCACCACCGCGUAUGAAAAGUUUAGAAGAGAAAAAUAAAAUGAAAGCACGUUUAAUGGAAAAAUAUAAGUCAGUGCCAGAAAGAGUAAUAGUUCUUGCUAUGGAUAGUGUUGACUAUGAUGAAGAAAGAGCAAUACAUAUAUUGAACAUCAUGGUUGCAGAAGAAGCUACAAAACCUCUGUGCACAUCCAGCAGUCAUAGUAGUAGGAGCGAUGAAAGGAAAGAAAGUCCUCCAAUAACUGAAGCUGUAAAAUUAACUGCAUCACCAGUUAAGAAAAUAGUAAAGGAUGUAGAUUCGGAAAAAUCUAAACGAUCUAAAACUAAAAUAGAAAUACCAAAAGUUUCUCGAGGAACCAGUACCACAGAAGAUAAUGAAUAUAAAUCUCCAUAUUUAACCAAACCUGUUGGACCAAACUCCGAUUUACCAAAAGGAGCUAAUAACGAUUUACUUUUACCUGAUUAUGUACCAUGGUCAGGACCGGAUCCAAAUUUAUUAGUAAAUGAAAUAUUCAGCAAAACAAUAGCAAAUGGACACGAUGCAAGUUUAGUUUCUGGGAGUCGUUAUGUUGCAAAAGGUCCGAAUCCAGAAAUGAGGAAAGGUCCACUACAAGGAUUAACACAAGGUUCCAUUUAUUCUCAAAGAAACGUGGCUAAUACUGAAAGUCGUGGUAAAUGAAAUAUAUGUAAUUGCUUUUUUCUUAAUUUCUAUGUUUGUUAAAGUAAAAAGAUUGUUAUGUUUUAAUUUUAUGUACAUCGUGUUUUGUUAUAUAUUAUUUUAUUUAAUAUAUU